Molecule: messenger RNA, 1659 nt
Organism: Botrytis byssoidea
Lineage: Eukaryota; Fungi; Ascomycota; Leotiomycetes; Helotiales; Sclerotiniaceae
Exons: 2
Coding region: 1-1659 (552 amino acids)
Cellular component (GO): mitochondrion
Molecular function (GO): FAD binding; catalytic activity
Source: RefSeq, a predicted model, not a curated record
AUGGCAGUUCGAUCACGUAUUGCUCUCGCGGUCCGCAGAGCUAGGGUAUCGCCGGCGUCAUCUUCAUGCUCGAAGAUAAGAUCAUUACGACUAUUAACUCAAACUCGAUGGCAAAGUACAGCUAGUACGGAGGAUACCGAAGGAAUAGCCAAAGGAACAACUGGCACAUCGAAGACCAUAAAAUUUACAUCCGAAACAUACCCUGAUAUAAAGCGAGACUCAAGGUUUGCACAAAUCACCGAGGAGAAUGUGAAGUUUUUCAAGGAUUUACUGGGGAAGGAAUCUGCGAUUAUUGAUGGAGUUACAAAAGAUGCAACAGAUGAUCUUGAACCUUUCAAUGGAGAUUGGAUGCGCAAAUAUAGAGGACAUACAAGUUUAGUUUUGAAGCCUGGAUCCACUGAAGAAGUGAGCAAGAUUUUGAAAUACUGCAAUGAUAAUAUGUUAGCAGUUGUACCACAGGGUGGAAACACUGGACUUGUCGGUGGUUCCGUUCCUGUAUUCGAUGAAAUUGUUAUCAACAUGAGCCGAAUGAACCAAAUUCGAUCGUUUGAUGAGGUUUCAGGUACCCUUGUUGUAGAUGCCGGUGUUGUUCUGGAAGUUGCGGACAAUUAUUUGGCAGAGCGCAAACACAUCUUCCCAUUAGAUCUAGGCGCAAAGGGAUCAUGUCAUAUUGGAGGUAAUGUAGCAACAAAUGCUGGAGGUUUGAGGCUGUUGCGAUAUGGAAGUUUACACGGAAAUGUUCUCGGAAUCGAGGCAGUUCUACCAGAUGGAACAAUUGUCGAUGAUCUCUCCAAAUUGCGAAAAAACAAUACUGGUUAUGACUUGAAACAAUUGUUCAUCGGUGGUGAAGGUACAAUCGGUAUAAUCACUGGAAUCUCAAUCAUUUGUCCUCAGCGAUCAAACGCCAUCAAUGUCGCAUUCUUUGGCCUCGAAUCUUUCGAAAAGGUCCAUGAAGCCUUUAAAGAGGCAAAAGGUCAACUUUCUGAAAUCCUCUCUGCUUUCGAACUUAUGGACAGUCAUAGCCAAGAUUUAGUUCAAAGAGUAACGAAAAAUAAGAGACCAUUGGAGGGUGAGUAUCCUUUCUACUGUCUCAUCGAAACCAGCGGUUCCAAUUCCGAACAUGACCAAGAGAAAUUGAACAAUUUCCUCGAACAUGUCAUGGAGAAAGAAAUCGUCUCGGACGGUACUUUGGCCGAGAAUGCAACACAAAUUAAGGAUCUCUGGAGCUGGAGAGAAGGUAUUCCCGAAUGUCUCGGCCACUGGGGUGGUGUCUACAAAUACGAUCUUUCCAUCCCUUUGAAAGAACUUUAUCAACUCGUCGAAGAUGUACGAGAAAAAAUUACUGAAGCUGGUCUCAUCGGCGAUACUGAAGAUCACCCAGUCGUAGGCGUAGUAGGUUAUGGUCACAUGGGAGAUUCGAAUUUGCAUCUCAAUGUAGCUACUCGAAGCUAUGAUAAAAGAGUUGAGAAAGUAUUAGAACCAUUUGUGUAUGAAUGGAUUUCUAAGAGGAAUGGAAGUAUCAGUGCCGAGCAUGGGCUAGGCUUGGCGAAGAAAAAUUACAUUGGAUAUAGUAGAAGUGAGACGAUGAUUGGGUUGAUGAAGGGGAUUAAGAACCUCUAUGAUCCUAACGGAAUCAUGAAUCCAUAUAAAUAUAUCUGA